AUGUUAGGCUUUUGUCUUCUCACUUUUGUGGGAAACACACCUCUUCCACGGAAACCCAUUGAGUAUUUCGCGACUAACGUUUGUUUAAACUGGGAACAAACUAAUUGUUAUUUUCCUGUUUUCCCCUUUUCCAUUCUAACGGAAAUCGUAUUCAGUAUGGUAAUUAAGGUCCUACGCGGGGUUGAUCCGAAUCGGAAAUGCAUGCGCAUGAUCGAUAACGUGUUGAUUGAAAGGCAAGUCAAGGAUAUUCUUCCCGCUCUGGAAACAAAUGUCCAAAAGAUGACCGAAUGUAUUGAAACUCUUACUAAACAGUUUGAAGAAAAAGGGCGUGAAUUGCAGAGAUACAAGGCAGAACACAAGAUUCGUAUCGCUGGAGAGAAGGACCCCAAUGAACCGGAGAAAAAGGACAACACAUCCAGCUCGGGUGUUCUUGUAUCCUAG
This is a messenger RNA of Echinostoma caproni, 441 nucleotides long. The record is from the annotation of a GenBank genome assembly. Lineage: Eukaryota; Metazoa; Platyhelminthes; Trematoda; Plagiorchiida; Echinostomatidae.